Molecule: messenger RNA, 2232 nt
Organism: Symbiodinium natans
Lineage: Eukaryota; Dinophyceae; Suessiales; Symbiodiniaceae
Source: the annotation of a GenBank genome assembly
AUGGUCUCAGGUCCUGAGAGCAUCUCACCCAACCUCUUCGCUGCGAAACUGAACGUGCUACUGGUGCUGGUUCUCUUGGACUGCGUUUGCAAUGGGUUCGCUGACUCUCUGUGGGAUCCCUCGCAGUACGUGAUGACGAUUGUGUUUUGUGGCGUGCCGAUAGCGCUGCAACUGCUCAUGCUAAUCCUGUUCUUCAUGCUGCUCUGGAAUACCUUUCUCUUGCGUUACGGGCUCCUCUUAGAACUUUGGGGCGAGCUGCGAGCGGUGGUGGCCUUUUCGCUGUUGCGGUUUGCUAUAUCCCUGGCCGCCCGCGUGCCCCGGAUCCUUGCCGCGCUAGCUGGCGGCAGCCGCGAGGAGCAUUGGGCCAACCCCAUGAACCAGGCGGCUUUCUGCGCAAACAACAUCGUCUCGGUGAUUUACUGCUCGUGGCUGCUGCGGCGAAGCUAUGCCCUGGCAGAUGUACGCUUUUACAAGCCGCAGCCGGGGUUCACAGAUCGCAUCCCCGGUAACCUCAGCAACCUCAGAGGAGGCAAGAUGGGGGCAGCUUUGCGGGGCUGGACAGGGGCCUUUGCUGUAGUGGCCGCCCGGCAGGCUUGCUGCAGCGUGAAGGCACGGACUCCAGACAUGUCUUGGAAUGCUGCACUCGAAGACCAGGUGCGGAUCUCCAAGCAUCAUGGUAGCAUGAGCAGAGGGGAGCUUUAUCAGAAAUCCUUCGCAUGGGUGAUCAUUCUGUUGCUGGGCGCUGCAUUAGAAGCUGAAGUUUCCGGCUCGAUGCGCAAUGCACCUGAAGCAGGGCUGGCCGAGCCGACCUUGAUUGCCACUGCUGCCCAUGCGCGCUGGCGAAGACGGCCCCGAGCAAGACGGCAGAGUGCCGGCGACGGCGAGCAAGAGGCAUCUUGGCAUGCUCGGUAUGCCGCACCCGUCAAGCUGACCAGGCGGUACUGCCCCCAGCGCUUUGCCGUCGGCGACGCACGUGCACAGGAGCAUCUGCGCAGGGAAGGCUAUGUGAUCCUGGCAGACGUCCUGACUCCGGACCAGGUGGCUGAGGCAACGGAGCGCUUCUGGAGCUAUCUCAGCGCCUCAACUGCUGGGGCGGUACAACGUGACUCACCGCUGACCUGGCAAAGCCAUCUCUGGCCUGGCCAAGACUACAAUGGCCUGAUCAACAGCGGAGGCAUCGGACAGUCGGACUUCAUGUGGUACAUCCGCAGCAAGCCUAAGGUGAUCGCAGCCUUUGCUGACGUUUGGGGCGUUGACAAGGAGGAUUUGAUCAUGAGCUUUGAUGGCUGCUGUGCCUUUCGACCCCCUUCGGUGGACCCCAGGUGGCGGACGCGGGCCGGCUGGUUCCACACAGACCAGAAUGGCCGCACGACAGGGAGCGAGUUCGUUUGCGCCCAGGGCCUCGUCGCUCUUACUGACGGCGAUGAGAGCACCGGCGGACUGGCUGUCUUGCCUGGCUCACACAGGAGCCACGCGGAGAUCUUCAGAAGAUGGCCGCUUGAGCGAGAGAACGAUUUCUUCAUACUCCCCCGUUCGGACGAGUUGCUGGCCGAGAGAAGCCCUUGCAAGCCCCACGUGGUGCCUGUCAAUGCCGGGGACCUCGUCCUAUGGGAUAGCCGUUUGAUCCACUGCAAUGUGCCAGCAGUGCAUCGUUUCGACGAGGCACCCCUGGAUGCCGCGCUGCUGGAACUUGGCCUUGGCGAGGCUGCGGAGAAGCUGUUGCCUGAACUCACGAGCGUGGCAGAUGCUGCAUGGACGUGGGCUCUUCAUGAAGCCACGUUCGACGAUAUACUCAGCUCGUGGGGCUUGAGCUCUCCAUCUCUGCGAGAGGAUGUGGCCAAGCAGUGCGCAGUGUGGGCGAAACAAAUCUCCGAGGAGCUCAACUGCGACAGUUCAGUUCCCAAACUCACGCGUUUGGUGGCGUACGUUUGUGCAACGCCGCGCAGCUCGGCGUCAGAGGGCACGCUCCGUCUACGUCAAGCCGCUGCGGUGCUUGGUGCCACCACUUCGCAUUGGCCAGACCGCUGUGCCAUCACGGAUGCCCCACUGAACCGGGCUGGGCUGGUCGACUUCAGGGCACUCGACCCGCUUGCAUUCAGGCUGAUCGGCUGCGCAUCGCACACUCGUGAUGAGGCUUUCGCAGAGCUGACAUCCGUGCUCCGGCAUUUGCAGACGCGCGCCGAUCCAGGUGAAGCAACGAGCCUGUCGGCGCUAGCUGAGCAGCUGCGCUGA